GCAAUGUCCAGAAACACCAGCCGGUGCUUUUUCCAGACGCUCAAACACUUGGAAGAAAGGAGGGAAGACGCCACCGCAGGAACUUCUGUAGUGUCUGCUUCUUUUAGAGGCGGUGGCCAGUUGAGCCAGCCAACAGAUUUGCCCAGGUUUUGCCGCAUGCAGCCAAGCACAGGAGGAUCCGGAAGAAGCGCACUCUGACACAGUCUAUGUCGUGAAAGGUGGUUGACACUUCCUGAAAGUAGGAAGAUUCGUUUGGAUUCAGGGGUUUGCAAUUGCCUGAAAGUGCAUAGCAGUUGAACAAUUGUUUUGCGCAACUAAGCAAACUGGCGUGCCGCUUCAGCCGGCGCCACCGAAAAGACCGUCGCAAUUAUUUCCUUUGCACGUGAAUUUACAGCUUCUAUCGACAAGAGAAAGCAACCUGCUUUUCCAAAGACAACAAUCUCCAUUGAGACUAAACCGGCCAACAUCUAGCUCAUCGAUCCAGUAGCCGCCAACAUGACGACCUCAGUGUCCGGGUUUCUGACCAAUCUGAUCACGAACAUCGUGAUUUUCGUGUUGCUCUUGGUCGUUUUUCUCAUUCUCUCAAGGAAGGCAAGCCUGGCUGUCAUCUACUACAGCAGGCGCAUACUCAGCGGGGUUGGCCCACCUGAACCUAAAUCCAGAGGAACCUUCCAAUGGCUGACUGAUGCAUUUCGUAUGAGCGACACAGAGCUUGCAGAAAGAGCAGGCCUGGACGCACUAGCUUAUAUCACGCUCUUCAAAACAGGUCUGAAGAUUUUUGGAGCAUCCCUCUUGUAUUGCAUCAUCAUUGAGCUGCCAGUCAAUGUCACCGGAAAUUAUUACACUGACUACAACAAGCAGCCCGGCGUCUUGGGGGACCCAAAUAGGGAGCUGCAGUUCACAAACUUUGACAAGAUGAGCAUGGGAAACGUAAAAAAGGGCUCCUCGCGCCUCUGGACGCACGUGAUCGCCGCCUACUGGGUGGCUUUCGUCUGUUACUACAUUCUGUACACCAGCUACAAGAACAUGUCCCACAUGCGGGCCCAGUUCCUGAGCUCUUUCGGUGCCAGGGCGACCGUGCGGCAAUAUGCGGUGCUAGUGACGGACAUCCCUGCGAGUGAAAAAGCGGAUCGCCACUCCCAGGUCGAUAGCUUCUUCCAUAAGCUGCACCCAGGGACGUUUGAGCGGGCGCAGGUCAUUACGAAGCUGACCAAGGUUGACAAGAAGUACAAGGAGAAGGAGAAGGUGCGCCGGAAGUUGGCCCACGCAGAAGCCGCAUACGCAGAGGCGCAGAAAAAGAACACAGAGAAGGCCAAGAGGCCGCAGCACAAGACCGGGUUCCUUGGCCUCGUUGGAGAGAAGGUCGACACGAUUGAUUGGUGUCAGAAGCGGCUGGCGGAACUCGGCCCGGAGCUGGCGGAAGAGCGGCGAAAGACGGUCGCCGAGAGGACCAUUGACGCGGCGCUCGUCUUCUUCAAUUCGCGCGCAAUUGCGACGAUGUCAGCGCAGUCAGCGCACGCCCGCAAGGCCGAGUCGUGGCAGACGCAGUUCGCGCCGGAGCCGCGUGACGUCAUCUGGGCCAAUCUGGGCGUCAGCUGGUGGGAGAAGUUCGCGCGGCAGAGCCUGGUCUACGGCGCCACGUUCCUCAUCAUCUUCUUCUACCUGAUCCCCAUCACCAUCGUCUCCGGCUUCAGCACGCUGGACAACCUGAAGAAGUUCGCGUCCUUCCUCAACCCAGUCUUUGACAUCGGCCCGGUGAAGGCCAUCCUGCAGGCGUUCCUGCCGCAGUUGGCCCUGCUCGUCUUCUUGGCAAUCCUGCCGAAGCUGCUCCUCUUCCUCACCAAGCGCGAGGGCGUGACGUCACUGUCGCACGCCGACCGCGGGUGCGCCGGCAAGUACUACUACUUCAUGGUGUUCAACGUCUUCCUGGGAGUCACGGUCGCGGGCUCCGCUUUUGGGCAGCUCAAGCAGAUGACCGAGAACCCAACCGGGAUCGUGGACCUCCUGGGGUCAUCCAUUCCCCAGCAGGCUACCUUCUUCAUAACUUACAUCGCGCUCAGCGGGUUUGUGGGCUACGGCCUGGCGCUCUCCCAGCUGAUUCGGGUGGUUAUCUACCUGGUUAAGCUCAAGUUCCUGGUUAAGACCGAGGAAGAAAAGCGGGACUCGUGGGCGCCCGGGAGCUUCAGCUACGGGUCAACCGUGCCCAAGGACCUGCUCAUCGUGCUGCUCGGAUUGUGCUACGCGGUCAUCGCUCCGAUCAUCAUCCCCUUCUGCAUCGUCUACUUGGGUCUCGGGUACAUCAUCAACAAGAACCUGGCGCUGGAAGUGAAGGUCCCCGAGUACGAGUCCGGCGGCCGCAUGUAUCCCCACAUCCACAAGCGCUUCGUGGCGUCCCUGUUCAUUGCGCAACUGACGCUGCUGGGCUUCAUGGGCAUCAUGAAGUUCACAGCCACGCCGGUUAUGAUCCCGUUACCGAUCCUAACCGUGGUGUUCCACCUGUUCACUAAGAAGUGCCUCGAGCCGCGGUUCACGUCGACGGCAAUCGAAGUCGCGAUCCAGGAGGUGAGUGAGGAGCCCAGUAUUCAGGAGGUCAUGGCCGCUUACACGCCGGAGUGCAUGGCGGGUGAAAACGAGGACGUCGAGUCUUCCUUCUCUCCAGCGAAGGCGUCAUCCAGGGAGCAUGAGACGGCGUUGCUGAACGGUGGCAACAGAAAGGUUGUCUAGGUGCAUCAAGCAUACGCGUUGAGUACUGAAACGGAUUCGUGCACGAGGGGUAGAUCUUUUUUCAUGAUCGGUAGCGCACGCUGUACAAGUUGGUUCUGACGUUGUCAAGAAAAGUGUGUAAGAGCUAUUCUAGCUUCUGAUUGAUUACGUCAGAUUAAGUUUGCACUGGUAAAAAUGGUACUUUAUACCGGUACUAAUGCUCGCAACUUAUUGUAGUUAAUCGUUUAGACGACGAGCUGACUUGGACCAUGUUGGUCUUACAUUUAGGCACAUCGCUUAAGUCGAGGUUAGAUUUGUGAAAACUGUUUAGAACAUUCUUGCGCUUCUCUACUUCACUCCGCAGAUUACUGUUUCCUAUCCUUUUCGUUGUCGUCCUACUUACAAUCGUCUCUUGAUCUCUUCCGACACUGGAUCGAUCUGCCCCGC
This is a messenger RNA of Klebsormidium nitens, 3150 nucleotides long. The record is from the annotation of a GenBank genome assembly. NCBI's taxonomy places the organism in Eukaryota, Viridiplantae, Streptophyta, Klebsormidiophyceae, Klebsormidiales, Klebsormidiaceae.